AUGUACUCUCACCAUUCGCAUUCUCUUGACUAUGUGGCACACGGUGUUGAUUGCCUAGAGGACGUCGUCGCCAGAGCUAAUGAGAUGAAAUUCGAUCUGUUCUGCUUGACAGAACACAUGCCCAGGAUAGAUGCUAAAUACCUCUAUCCAGAGGAAACCACUGGUUGUGCUGAGGAGGACUUGAGGACCCUACGCGACCGAUUUGACAAGUUUUUGGAGCAUGCGUCAGAAGUUAAAGCUCGAGGUUUACCCACUAAGAUAAUCAUCGGAGUAGAAGUCGAGGGCUGUGACAUGAAUCACAUUGCUUACGCCAAAAAACUCAUGGAUGACAACAAGCACAUAAUGCAAUUUUGCGUGGGAUCUAUGCACCAUGUCAAUGGCAUCCCUAUCGAUUUCGAUCAAGCGGAGUGGAAUCGGGCGUUAGAGUAUUCGGGCAACAAUCUGAGAUCACUUGUAAGAGAUUAUUUGGAACAGCAGUAUAGGUUGAUCAUUGAAAUGAAGCCGCUUAUUUUGGGACAUUUUGAUCUUUUCCGUGUGUUUUGUUCAAAAGACAUUUUUGUCGACGCUGAAACCGGGCAGGUGGUCGAAGAAGGGUCGAAGAACGCAGUUUCUGCCGCCACUGUGUCAUUCACUAAACACUGGGAUGAUGUCAGAGCCCUCGCAGAAAGAAAUUUAAGAACAGUAGCAUCCUAUGGAGGCCUGAUCGAAAUCAACACAUCAGGCUUACGCAAAAAACUAGAGAACCCCUACCCAUGCCGAGAAUUUGCAAUUUUGGCCAAGACAAUACCAGGGACGAGGUUUGUGCUGAGUGAUGACGCCCAUGGGGUGUCCCAUGUCGGCGUUUGUUACGACAAAGCUUUGUCAUACAUGGACGAGGUGAUUCAAUUAGAUCGUUUACACUACUUGGAAGACAAUGCCGGUGUGCUGGAAGUAAAAUCCAUUAGCAUGGAAGAUCUGAAAAGGUCGUCAUUUUGGGAACAGUACAAGUAA
Messenger RNA from Lachancea meyersii CBS 8951, 990 nucleotides. The record is from the annotation of a GenBank genome assembly. NCBI's taxonomy places the organism in Eukaryota, Fungi, Ascomycota, Saccharomycetes, Saccharomycetales, Saccharomycetaceae.